This is a messenger RNA of Phytophthora megakarya, 1038 nucleotides long. The record is from the annotation of a GenBank genome assembly. NCBI's taxonomy places the organism in Eukaryota, Oomycota, Peronosporomycetes, Peronosporales, Peronosporaceae.
AUGCGCUCCCACCAGCGGCCCGAGGGGUUGAGCUCGGCCGAUCGCGCUCAAGUGUCGAAAGCUGCGGAUCUAGUUCCGAUAGAAAUUGGCAGAGUUGAUCAAGGGUUCCUGUCAGCUAAGAUGAUCAACCACUCAAGAUCUCCAUGGACAUCGCCGAUCGUCGCAAUCAUCAAGAAGAAUGGCGUGGAUAUACGAUUGUGCAUUGAUUAUCGGUUGGUUAACAGUCUUACACAGCUGAUGGUUUACCCGAUGCCGCUGAUCAACGAUCUACUGGAGGAUCUCGAGUCUACACUAUGGUAUUGCUCACUGGACAUGGCGAGCGGAUUCUGGGUGGUGAAGAUGACGGAUCGGGCCCGCCUGAUCUCGGCCUUUAUUUUCCCAUUUGAACUCUUCGAGUGGAAUCGGAUGCCUCUUGGGCUGAAGAAUGCGCCGCAGAUCUACCAGCGGAUGAUCGACAAUGCCCUGUAUGGGUUCACUCGGAUCCCGAAAAUGGGAGAUGAUCUGGAGCAUCUGGAUGUAUUCGAGGCCGGAGAACCCGAAGACCCGGGCAAACCAUCGCUGUUAGGACGCAGGUCCUACAUCGACGACAUCUUAGUGCCAGCAGAUAAUUGGGAUCAGCUAUGCGACCGAGUCGAAGAUCUGCUGGAGGCGUGCGACAAAUGGAACUUGUCGAUCAGCGUUGUCAAGAGUUUCUGGGCCAUGCCCAAGGUGGAAUAUCUCGGUCACAAAGUAUCGCACGACGGACUGGAGGUGAAUCCGAAGGGUCUGUCGGCGCUGACGGAUAUCGGUCGUCGCUUCAUCGAAGAUAACGCGGUUUAUGCGUCUGUGCUGUAUGAGUUGAGGGAGAUCGACUAUGCUGCGAUGGAGAAGGGCAUGAACCGAAGUCGGAUCCAGCUAGCGCUAGCAUCGGAAUCCCCGGAUCCAGACAUAUUGACUAAGGAUCCGACGAGUCCGCAACCUUCGGAUCCGAGCCCGCGGGGUCCGGAUCCCGGACUUAGCGAUCAAGAUUCGAACCUAGCAUCACGCCUGAUUGUGUGA